CUCCGGUUGUUCUCGUCCAAGGUAGAGCCGGAUGAUACUGGAUGCGACAUGGACGAGCGGAUGGAGGACGGGAGGACAGGGUUGCAUGUAGCGUGGAUGCUGGGGAGGGCGGGGAGCGUGAGGGAGCUGAUCGAGGCAGGAGCAGAGGUAAGAGCGAAGGACGAGAAACGGAGAACCUUUAUGUACUGGGCGACGGCGGCGAGUGCUGGAGGGUACCUGGAGGUGCUGCGAUAUAUUGCAGAGACAUGCGGAGAGGAGCUGCUGAGGGAGAAGGACGAGUUUGACAGGACAUGCGCGCUCUGGGCGAGUGCUGGAGGGCAGCUGGAGGUGCUGCGGUACUUG
Guillardia theta CCMP2712 is the source of this 342-nucleotide messenger RNA. RefSeq lists its product as hypothetical. The annotation marks the transcript as partial. Gene Ontology annotation, molecular function: protein binding. The record is from RefSeq and is a predicted model, not a curated record. NCBI's taxonomy places the organism in Eukaryota, Cryptophyceae, Pyrenomonadales, Geminigeraceae. The transcript has a single exon.